ACUCUAGUCUACACAUUUCUUAUCUAUAAAUAUCCGGAAAAAGUAGAAUUUACACACUCGGAGUUUCGGACCAGAAGAUCAUAACAGAGAGACGUACUUUACUUCAAUGGCGACGAUCGAUUCAAGAAGUGGCUUCUGCAAAUCCAACUCUAUCUUCUACAGUAAACGCAAGCUCAUUCCUUUACCUUCCAAUCAGUCCCUUGAUGUCACCACAUUCAUCUCCUCCCGUCCCAAUCACGGCACCACCGCCUUCAUCGACGCCGCCACCGGCCGCCGCCUCUCCUUCUCCGACGUAUGGACCGCCGUCGAAUCCGUCGCAUUGGCUCUCUCCGCCAUGGGGAUCCGCAAAGACCACGUCGUCCUCCUCCUCUCCCCCAACUCCAUCUUCUUCCCCAUCGUCUGCCUCUCCGUCAUGUCUCUCGGCGCCAUCAUCACCACCACCAAUCCUCUCAACACCAGUCGCGAAAUCGCCAAGCAAAUCGCCGAUUCCAAACCUGUUCUCGUCUUCACCAUUCAACAACUCGUCCCCAAAAUCGCCGACUCCAACCUUCCAAUUGUCCUCAUCGGCGAACACGAGCAAUCAACUAUUUCAAAAUCAGCUAAAAUUGUGACUACAUUAGAGGACAUGAUGAAGAAAGAACCGAGUCAGAUCCGAGUUAAAGACCGGGUGACUCAGGACGACACGGCGACUCUGCUUUACUCGUCCGGCACGACCGGUGCGAGUAAAGGUGUGGUGUCGUCUCACCGAAACCUAAUCGCGAUGGUUGAGACCAUUCUGAGCCGGUUCAAGCUGGAAGCCGGCGGAGAGCAGACUUUCAUCUGCACCGUCCCUAUGUUCCAUAUCUACGGCUUAGCUGUGUUCGCGAUGGCGCUAUUGGCGUUAGGAUCAACGAUCGUUAUUCUCUCAAAAUUCGAAAUGGACGAGAUGUUUCUGGCGAUCGAGAAGUACCGCGCGACGUAUUUGCCUCUGGUGCCGCCGAUACUGGUGGCGAUGGUGAACGGCGCUGAUCAGAUAAAGCGGAGGCAUGAUAUCAGGACGCUGAAUUCGGUGUUGUGUGGCGGAGCGCCUCUGAGUAAGGAGGUGAUAGAGGGGUUUGCGGAGAAGUAUCCGGGUGUAGGGGUUUUGCAAGGGUACGGGUUGACGGAGUCGACGGGGAUCGGGGCGUCGACGGAUUCGCCGGAGGAGAGUCGGCGUUACGGGACGGCGGGGAUGUUGUCGUCAAACAUGGAGGCGAGGAUUGUUGAUCCGGAGAGUGGGGGUGGGGGAUUAGGGGUGAAUCAGACAGGUGAGCUUUGGCUUAAAGGUCCCACCAUCAUGAAAGGUUAUUUCAGUAAUGUAGAAGCAACCACAUCAACUCUAGAUUCAGAGGGAUGGUUAAGAACCGGAGAUCUUUGCUACAUUGAUGAUGAUGGAUUCAUUUUUGUGGUUGAUAGGUUGAAGGAGCUAAUCAAAUACAAGGGAUACCAGGUCCCCCCAGCAGAGCUAGAGGCUUUAUUACUUACACAUCCAGAAGUUGCUGAUGCUGCUGUCAUACCAUUCCCGGAUAAGGAGGUUGGGCAGUAUCCCAUGGCAUAUGUGGUACGGAAAAGCGGAAGUGAUGUAUCCAAGAGUGAAAUCAUGGACUUUAUUGCUAAACAGGUGGCUCCAUACAAGAAAAUCAGGCGAUUGGAAUUUGUAAAUUCAAUCCCCAAGAAUCCGUCAGGCAAGAUAUUACGGAAGGAUCUGAUAAAGCUUGCUACCUCCAAACUUUAGAGAAACUGGGUGUCUGCUUCGAAAGGAUCAGGAAAGGUGAUUGUACCGUUUAGCUCAAUCCGUGUUAGAACUCAUUUGCAUACUGUAAUAUAGCUUUGCGGCUUGUUAGUUUUCUUUGAUAAUUAUGCCUUGUAUGUAUGUAUGUAGUAUGUAUAAUAAUACUAGAGAGCUUCUAUCUAAUAAUGUCAAAAUGGGCACUAUUUGAUUUACCUGUACGUUCAUGAAUUAAUAAAAUGCAUGUUUUUGCUGAUA
Messenger RNA from Cornus florida, 2005 nucleotides. Its product is annotated as probable CoA ligase CCL5. Lineage: Eukaryota; Viridiplantae; Streptophyta; Magnoliopsida; Cornales; Cornaceae. The coding region runs from base 107 to 1753 and encodes 548 amino acids. The transcript is spliced from 5 exons. Gene Ontology annotation, molecular function: CoA-ligase activity. The record is from RefSeq and is a predicted model, not a curated record. Gene Ontology annotation, cellular component: peroxisome.